Messenger RNA from Synchiropus splendidus (mandarinfish), 6889 nucleotides. RefSeq names its product pleckstrin homology domain containing, family G (with RhoGef domain) member 4 (gene plekhg4). Gene Ontology annotation, molecular function: guanyl-nucleotide exchange factor activity. The coding region runs from base 418 to 6729 and encodes 2103 amino acids. The transcript has 27 exons. Lineage: Eukaryota; Metazoa; Chordata; Actinopteri; Syngnathiformes; Callionymidae. The record is from RefSeq and is a predicted model, not a curated record.
GCUGGAAACUAGCUCCAAAAACUCCACCGUGAAAGAGUCAAACUUAAAUUCCCGAGCCAGAGUGGAGACGUCAAUUCACCGUUUGGCCAGCUCUGUACCCGCUCUGAGACGAAUCUGUGAAAGCUCGUCAAGGCAAACUUGACGCAACUGUCGUCGUGUAUUUAGGAGGCUUCACACUUGCGCGUCACAGAUAUUUCACGAAAGCCUGAAAGCUGAUCAACAAAUCCUUAACUGUGCUUACGAAGAGGAGGCACUAGGAGGCGCCACAGAGACGACUCUUGGGCUUAAGCCAGCGUGCUUCAUCAGCAGCAGAUCCCAGUGAAACUGGCUCAUGCUGAGACUGUCAUUCGUGUGGAUGUCUGCCAGUGUUCCCCUGAAGAGGUGGUGUGAGAUUGCACUACUGCCAGUCAUCCCGCCAUGAAGACUGUCCUGGCUGUCUCCAGGAGAAGCGUGUCGGCCCAUGGCCCUUAUGUGGAGCUGCAGGAGGUUUCUGGAGUAGCCCUCUACUCCCUGUUCACCGUGGCUUGGCUGGACACUCUCAACAAGGAGAGGGAACAGCGAGGAGUGCACCGGCUGGAGAAGUGUGUCAUUUCCACUCGCAGGGACAUUGUCCGGAUCCUCUGGGAGGACCUGGUUCUCCUGCAGGAGGUCCAGUCAUGUGAUCCUACAAGAGCCUCCCUUCAGAUCAUCCCCUCAUCACAAACCGACCAAUCAGCAUCUAGCAGCGAGGGGGAGGAGUCAGAGGGAGAAUAUGUGGAGCUAAUGGAGGACGUUGAUUUUCCUCGUCUUGGCCCGCAGAGGGGGUCCCUGACCCAAAGCCUCCUCCUGCAGAACCGAGCCCGAAAUCACACACACUUCCCUGAAACUGGACAACCUCACAUCUCACGCACUCCUCACAUCACACACACUCCUCACGCUGCACCUCUUCACACCACGCUAACCACUCACCAUGCACCUCCUCACAUCACACACACUCCUGACACUGCACCUCCUCACACCACGCUAACCACUCACCAUGUACCUUCUCAUACUCCUCACACUGCACUUCCUUACACUGCUCCUCCUCACGUUCCUCAAACCACACGUACCUCUUACAGUGCACCCCCUUACACUGCACCUCCUCAAGCCACACACACUCCUCACACUGCACCUCCUCACACCACACACACUCCUCACACUGCACCUCCUCAAGCCUCACACACUCCUCACACUGCACCUCCUCACACCACACACACUCCUCACACUGCAACUCCUCACACCACACACACUCCUCAUGCUGCACCUCCUCACACUGCACUUCCUAACACUGCUCCUCCUCACGCUCCUCAAACCACACAUACCUCUUACAGUGCACCCCCUUACACCACUCACACUUCUCACGCUGAACCUCCUCAAGCCAUACACACUCCUCACACUGCACCUCCUCAAGCCAUACACACUCCUCACACUGCACCUCCUCACACCACACACAGUCCUCACACUGCACCUCCUCAAGCCUCACACACGGCUCACACUGCACCUCCUCACACCACUUACACUCCUCACACUGCACCUCCUCACACCACUUACACUCCUCACGCUGCACCUCCUCAAACCACACACACUCCUCACACAGCAACUUCUCACACUGCACUUCCUUACAUGGCUCCUCCUCACGCUCCUCAAACCACACAUACCUCUUACAGUGCACCCCCUUACACCACGUACUCUCCACGCGCUGCACUACCUCAUCACAUCACAUACACUGAGACUACAUCUCCUCCUUUUGACACAGACACUACGGACAUCUCUCCUCUUAGUACAAAUGCUUCUCCACCUGCACCUCCUCAUCGCACCACUCAAACCACUCACACUCCUCUCCCCCACAAGAUUUAUUCAACUCAAACUGAACUUCCACCUCACAACACAGUCACCCCUGGAGGUAUGCACACUCACACAAACUGUCACAUCACACACGCUCCACUCACAACACCAACAUCUCAGACACACACUCCUGUCAGAGAAUCCGCUCCUCAUAACUCACACAUUCCUCCCACUGCACCUCCACCUGACAGUACAGCUCCUCCGAACUCGUAUACCUCUCACAUAACACAUACAUUUCACAAAAAAACUCACAAAACCACACACUCUCUCCAUACUACACCUGCUCGCUCCAAACUUGACCAUCACUCUACUCCUCCUACUCUUCCUACAACUCACCCCGAACCACCAACAUCCACACCACACUCGUCUCCUAUUCACGCUACACACAUUGCUCCCACACAUCUGACCAACAACCUUCCUACCGAGAAGUCCCCCGACUCCAGUGUCCCCACACCUGACCUCAUCUCAGACAGCCACAUCCCAGACUCCUCAUAUGCUGCUGCUCCUGGACGCAUGGAGACGUUACUGCAAGAUGCUGAAGGUACCAGGAAACAAAAUCUAAGUAGUAGUUUGGACAAGAAAGCAACAGAGAAGGAGGAUGUGCAGAAAGAGAAGGUUGAAGACUUGUAUGAGACUGAGCGAGACAAAAGUGAUGAUGCAGUGCAGGAGAGACAGGAGGAGACUGUUUCAGAGAUGUGUCGGAUUACACUCGUACAGGAAGGUCAAAUGGAGGAGGAGGAGGAGGAGGGAAGUGGACCAACACUCAUACUGGAAUCCAAGCUUUGUAUCAAGGAAUCGUCUUGUGAAAGAGAUACAGAACCCUCCUCAAACACAACAGAUCUUUGUUUAGAAAGAAAAACUGCCUUCUCAGGGAACUCAGCUUCUGGAGUUACAUGUUCUCAGAGUGAAAUGGGAACUGAAGAGUCCAGCACCACAUUCAACCAACAAGACUGUGAGACCAAUCACUCUGUGGACUCUGAUUGUAAGAAUGAAAGCUCACAGGACUCUUAUUUUGAAGGUAACAUGUUGUUACCUUGUAAAGCCACUACUUGUGAAUAUGGUGCUUCAACAAGGUGCAGCAAGUCCAGCACCUCACCUGACACGCAAGGGUUAGGUGGGAGUGAGCUCCUUGAGUCUGAGAACACACAGGUGGAGAAAUCAGAACUUCAAAAUAAAGGUUCCAGCAGUGAACUACCUCCUGUCCGCUCUGACAACGUGACUGAAGAUCCACAACCAACGGAACCAGAACUACAGGAUCCGUCCCGUGCAAAAUCUUUUCCUGUCCAGAGCCCUGGGCUCCUUGGGUUCUGCAAAUCUGAGUUUUUCAAAGUGCUGCUGAGCUCCGGUGUGGUCUGUCUACCUGGUGCUAGAGACAGACAAGGAAGAGCCCUGCUGACUGUCCAGUGUGCACACAACGUUUGGUCCCACCCAGACUGCGAGUCAAUCCAAAUCCUCCGUCUCCUAGAGUACUGCACAGCCACACUCAGGAAGGACGUGCUAGCAGCUGGACUGAUGUUGCUUGUGGAUGGUCGUCAAGCCACGCCCCUUCCUGCUGUCCUCAGUGCACUUCACUCCCUUCAGGAGUGUGUAUCAGCCUCGCUUCACACAGUGCUUCUGCUGAACCAAGACUCCCCACUCUGUCUGGAUGAAUUUGCAGCUUGUGAGGUCAAGGUCGUACACUCUUUGAAGUCGGUUUAUAAACUUGUGGAACAUAAGCAGCUUCCUGUCGAGUUUGGAGGUUCUUUGAAAUUCAGUCAGAGAAGCUGGAUCAUCUUCAGGAUGAGAGUUGAUCAACUGACUGGCCAGUGUGAAGAUGUGGUCCAACAUCUGCAGAAAACCAUCGGUGUUCUGGAGACAACACCGCCACCUCCUACUGCUGAGGAGGCCGAGCAGCUGCUGUCUCACUACAACAAGCUAAUGUGUGAUGUUCUUCAAGAUAGCCGGUUGGUCAGUCUGCAGCAGGACGGCGGAGCGUUGUUGUCACAGCUCCGCAGAGAGGAGAUCUGUGAGGCGGAGGACUGUCGGGCCACAGUGGACAAUAGUUCCUCUCUGUACGAGCAGGUGGAUGAGCUGCUGCACCGUCUGGUGACGCUGUCCAACUGUAAAACACAGCAGAUAAAGUUCAUCCUGGAGUUCUGGAGCCUGCAGCCAGGUUUCCUGCAGGUGAAGUCAUGGCUGAGUGAGGUCGGGGAGGUCCGUUUGAAGAGUCUAGAAGAACCUGAAGAUUCUCUGGAUCAAAUGAUGAAAAAGCAUCAAGACUUUAAGGAGUUCUGCGCCUCAGUUCAUGACCAGUGUAAACAGGGUCAGGAGUUGUUGAGGCGCCUUCAGCGCUUCAGUGAUGUGUCAUCGUCAGACCUGCAGCUCUACGAGGUCAAGGUCCACUCGUUCUGGUCGCAGCUUCAGAUGUUCUGUCAGCGACUCAACACCGCCGGACGUGUCAUCGAGAGGACGGUUGGUCUUUACCGCUUCCUUGACCAGGCGUAUGGCUGGUCGUUGGAGGGAAUGCGCCACCUAGCUACCAUCAGCAUGGAGGAGUGCUCCCUGCCUGACAAAUGCCAGGCAGUGAUUGACAGCCUGGAGGAGUACCGGCGGCAGCACCCGCCCAUCCUGGACUCUCGCUUUCAGGAGAUGAAGGUGGCUGCCGAGGAGCUGCGGGGCGCCCGAGGACUCAGCCAGUGGAGCUUCGCCUGGUCCAAGUGCCAGGAGACCAAGAAGAUGUUCGACAGGAAGAUGGAGGUGGCGAUGAGGUCUCGAGCCUCCAAUCAGAGGCGCCUUUCGGACUCCACCCACAGACUGAUGUCGGACUCCACCAGCAGCCUGAGCCCCGACCUGGCUCGCAGACUGUCAGACUCGUCGCCCAGGACCUCCUCUCAGUCCUCCCCUGAAGUUCCCACCAACUCCACCCCACGACCUUCCCCUGAGUCCCCCCAGAUCCUCGCCUCGGCCUCCAGGAAGAUGCUCUCGGGACUUCGAGGGGUUCUGGAGAGGAUACCUAGCCUGCCCGAACACGACAGGGCCCCACCAGUCUCUUCCCAACACACCCCACUCCUCCGCCGCCUGUUCCGUGCCUCCUCAGAAGAGGACUCCAUCUGCUCCUCCACUCUGAGCCUCAACUCCUCCUCCUGUUCUCUCCAGUCCAGCAGGCGGCAGCACCUCAGGAAGACACAGAGCUUUGACUGUCCCCCGACACCCGAUACUGCCCGGUAUCACCCUUGUCCUCGUGCACUUAGUGAACCAGCGCGGCGCGGGAACACUGGCGUCUUCAUCAAAGGCCUGGAGGUGAGCAGCACCGAGGCGGCAGACCGCACACUCUGCCCCAGAUCGGGAGCUCACCGCUGGGCAGCACAAGGGCCUCAAAGUCCCGGCACACCCAGAACCACCGGCACCACCUCCGCAGACCUUCGACCAAGAGGAAGCAAACUGCGGCACAUCGUGGACGAGAUGGUGACCACGGAGCGUGAGUACGUGCGCUCCCUGCUCUACAUCGUGGAGAACUACUUCCCUGAGGUGGACCGCGACGACGUGCCUCAGGACCUGAGGGGGAAACGCUCGGUGGUUUUCGGAAACCUGGAGAAACUCCUCGACUUCCACAACCAGUUCUUCCUGAAGGAGCUAGAGGUGUGCCAGAAGCAUCCGCUGCGAGUGUCUCACUGCUUCCUCCGACACUCGGAGCAGUUCGCCCUCUACGCUCUCUACAGCAAGAACAAGCCCAAGUCGGACGCUCUUCUGGCGGGUCACGGACUCUUCUUUAAGAGGAAACAGCAGGAGCUGGCGGACAAGAUGGACUUGUCGUCGUACUUGUUGAAGCCCAUCCAGCGGAUGAGCAAGUACGCGCUGCUGCUGGCCGACAUCAUCAAAGAGGUGGGCGACAGCCAGGAAGCGGAGCUUCCCUCCCUGCAGGCUGCCAGCAACAUGGUCAAGUUCCAGCUGCGUCACGGCAACGACCUGCUGGCCAUGGAUGCCAUCCGGAACUGCGACGUGAACCUGAAGGAGCAGGGUCAGCUGCUGCGCCAGGACGAGUUCACCGUGUGGACCGGAAGGAAGAAGUGUCAGCGCCACGUCUUCCUGUUCCAGGAGCUCCUGCUCCUCAGCAAACCCAAGAAGAUGGAGGGGGGUCUGGACGUCUUCCACUACAAGCACUCUUUCAAGACGGCAGACCUGGGUCUGACCGAGUCCACGGGGAAGGACGGGCUCAGUUUUGAGAUCUGGUUCCGGAAGAGGACGGUUAAGAAUCAGACACUGAUCCUUCAGGCGAGCACCAGUGAGAUCAAACACAACUGGACCAGCGAGAUCGGACGCAUCCUGUGGACACAGGCCACACGGAACAAAGAGAUGCGUCUGAAGGAGAUGGUGUCUAUGGGCGUGGGAAGCAAACCUUUCCUGGACAUCAAACCGAGCGACGCUGCCAUCAGUGACCGGGCGGUGCACUGCAUCAUGGGGAGUCGAGGGGCCAGAACCAGAGCCUCCAUCGCCGUCUCUGCCUUCGACCACGCCCACCCAUUCAAGCACAGCCCCGUGACCUCUGACCCCCAUGUGCACCGACCGUCGUCCACUGGUCUGCUAGGACCCCUAAACCUGCAUCUAUACAGUCAAAGUUUGCCGUCGUCACCGGGGUCCUUCAUCAACGAGGCGGACGAGCACGAGACCAGCAGCCAGCCGUCCAUCACUACUGAAAGUUCCGGCUCGUCCUCUCACUGUCUGUCCGGCUCCACUGGCUCCGACAGCGGCUGUGUCUCCUCACACCUCCAGGAGCCCGUCUCGGAGGAGACCGUGGGCUCCUCCCCCAUCAGCCCCAACACCCACCUGAGCCACCAGAUCAACUCCAAGAAACCCGUCCAGAUCUUCAGUCCGACCACCUUCGUAUGACGAGGUGACGCUUCUUCCUGCCCCGGUUCUGAAGGCCUCAACCCCGCUCAAUGUUUGUUAGGCCCGGUUCGGAUUUUCACCACUUCCUGUAGUUUUUCUUGGACUCAUCUUUUCUUACUUGAAUAAAUAUUGUCUGUCAACGCUUCCGUUUAUUUUCUUA